Molecule: messenger RNA, 4624 nt
Organism: Gallus gallus (chicken)
Lineage: Eukaryota; Metazoa; Chordata; Aves; Galliformes; Phasianidae
Gene: CTC1
Product: CTS telomere maintenance complex component 1
Exons: 24
Coding region: 345-4070 (1241 amino acids)
Biological process (GO): telomere maintenance via telomere lengthening; positive regulation of DNA replication
Cellular component (GO): CST complex
Molecular function (GO): single-stranded DNA binding; telomeric repeat DNA binding
Source: RefSeq, a predicted model, not a curated record
GGCGGGCUCGCGGCCCGGCGUGUUGUUGUGGCGACGCCGCGCAGCUCGGUCCAACGUGGAGCUGUCAUGGCGGAGCCCAGUGCGGCGGUGAGUGCCCCGCGGGUUGCGGGCCCGCCUCUCUUCGCCUCCCCGCGCUGAAGCUUCGUGUCUCUGCUUCUCCCUAGGAGCAGCGGUGGCUGCAGGCGGCUCGGGAUUUUGCCGUUCGAGCGCUCCCAGCCUGCCCGGGGCCUGGCGGGACGGAGCUGCCGCCACUGGACGCGGUGCUGAGGUGCGUGAGGAGCGCGGGCGGCGGGAACCUGCCGCUGGGCUACAGAUAAUCCAUCUCCAGUUCAGGUUCCAGUCAAAUGCACAAGUACCUACAUUUAUUUCUCUCUUCUGAUUUUUUUUUUACUUUCAUCUCCAUCUCUGACCUAAAGCAUCAACAGCGUACUCCGUGCUGCAGCCACCUGACCUGGAACACUAACAGAUUUAAAGAAUGGGCUCGCCAAGGGCGAGGUGCUUUACCUUACCACAGCUCUUUGCCAAGGGCUUACCUGAUCUUGGUUGGCUAUUUAACCGAUGGAAGGCAAGAAGACAAAGAUGGCUGUCUCUACGUGAAAGAUAAUACUGGAGUAAUUCCGUGUGAGCUGCUGCAUUUUGAACUGGAGUGGCUGGAGUCACUGUUCCUUUUCCCGAGCUGGGCAUAUAUACCACAGACUGACCACAGUACAGCAGGAUACAUAGAAAUCCUGGUGGAUCCAGUGCCAGUAAAUCACCUCCCAAAGGAAGCGUCUGAGACCAUUCCAGUCAUCUACCCAGCAUUGGCUGAGCCACUCCUUGUCUCCAGGAUUCCUUUUAAGAACAGAUCAAAGCUCAGUGUGGCAGGUGAAUUGUCCAGACUCAGCCCUCUCCUUUGUAUUCAACAGAAGACGUUCUUCUUUCUAUUUCUGAAGUGCUUCACUUCAGUUGUUUGGGUCCCUGUCCUGGUAAAGAAGCCCAACCAGCUGGCGUGGCACCAUACCCUCCAGUUGGGCCACAGGUACACAAUAACAGGCCUGAGUAUAUCCAGCCUGAAGAAAUCUGGGCAAAGGAUGUUUGUCACCAGUGUUUCUUCCUGCCUACUGCCUUACUGUGCAGAGAAGGUAAAGGAGCAGGCACUGGACAGUUCUUGGCAAGGAGAAUCCUCUCUGUCAGCUUCGCUUGAGACCACAGAGCAUUUCACUGACUCCUCAGAGCUGAGCGUUGAAGAGUGGCCAGGAUCAAUCAAAGAGUCCAAAAUCAUCUCAUAUGUGGGAACUGUCACCAAAAUACUCAAUGCCCAAGCUGGUCUCUACGAGCUUGAUAGCAAAGUCUGCUUGUGCCUUGCUUACCAGCAGUUUUUGAACUCUGCACGUGGAAUCCGACCAGGAGCAUGUGUGGAGCUCAUCGAUGUCCACCUCCUACAGAAGCCUCUGGCAUCUUCUCCUUUCAUUGUACUUGGUGCUUGCUUGAAAAGCACUGUCCUGCUGAGGAGUUUUUCAAGGCUCAGCACUCCUUACCACCCACCAGUCGCUUCAAGAAAUCUCUACCUGCAGCUGCUCUUCCGCUAUAAUCUCGGUAUGCCGCCCUACCUCUGGCUGGUGAGCCUUCUGGAGACAUUUAAGGAGAGGUUUUCUUGUUUCUUUGGGCACCAGCGACUGUUGCUUAGCUCCAUACACCGAAACCCUGGACCUGCAGAGAAGUUCCUUGUCCCGAUUCUGCAAGCUGUGGUACCAGACAGGAGGGAAGCAAGAGAUAUUUAUCAUGAAAUUCUAGCAAAAAUACACCACUGUCCCCUGCAGAAGUAUUUGACCCUGGAUCCCCCAUACCAGGUCCCAUCUCUGUCAGUACUGGGUCGUGUAGCAGAACAGAAGGGCUGGGAAGGCUUCUGUCCAUCCCAGCUGCUCUCCCCCUUGGACGCACAACACAUGGGCACCCAAGAGCUGAAUCGCAGGCUGGCCUGGUCCUACUGCACACUCUCAGCAGGAAGUUUCCAGCCCCGUCUGAUCCUACUAGGUGUGCUGCGUAUCUCCUCCAGGAGAAGUUCCCUCCAGCUGCAGGACAGCAGCGGCACACUUCCCUGUGUGAUUUCCCAUAGGGAUGGUAGCCCCUUUGCCAAUACAGCUCUCAUAGGAUCGCUCUUGCAGGUGGAGAACUAUCAGCUUGUAGUGGAGAGAUUCAUUCAGAGUGAUUUUCCCUCCUGGGAGCAGCUAGAAAAUUCAGAGCAUGUGAGGGAGAAAAAAACCAGUAUCUAUGUGCAGUUCUACUUUGAGGAUGUUCAGGUUCUCCAUUCUGUGGAAGGACAAAUCCAGAAAGAUCCUUGGAGUAAAAACAACACCUCUUCGAGGAAAAAAAACGAUGGCAGCUCAACAUCUGAUCUGGAAACCCCGGAGGCAAAAGUGCUGAAAUUGGAGGAUCCCAAGCCGGAUCCCGGUGGAGAUGAGGGCUGUCAGAGGGGCCAGAGCAGCACUGGAAGAACCAGCUGUGUUUCUCACCUAUUCUUGGUUACCCAGAAAGAGGGGCUUAUGUUGCGCAACUACCAGCUACUCAGAGAAGGAGGUGGAGAAGAACAAGAGCCACAGUGCAGUUUUCAAGCCACAGUGCUGUGGCUGGGCAGACCUCAGCUGUGUAGCCACCCCAGGGAGACCGAGAGUCUGCCUGAGCUAGAGGAGGCCAGCCAUGGUGGAGGAGAGGGCGUGACACGGCAAGAGGCACUACUGCUUUUUAUGGGGAAGUCAUUGCAAUGGUUUCCAUUUCUGCAUCAGGAUGGGUUGUACCGCUUCAUUGUGCCCCACUGCUCGGACUUGGAAGUGUUUGACAAGCUCAGUUUUCCACCUGUGCCAGCAGAGUUCCAAGGCAGGCCAUCCUGCCCCUUAUGCCUGCCUGUCCAAGAUAACUGGCACUUACAGCAUGUGACAUGGCUCCCCUUCCCAGCUGAGCACCAGCUGGCAGCCAGGGCAGUGCUGACAGGCAUGGACCAGAGAAUUUCCUCCAUUCCAGAAAUACUUAGCAACAGUUUCAGAGGUUCCCUUGUUUCUUUCUCUGGAGAGAUAGUAGAGAGGACCCUGUGUGCUUCUCCUAAGAAUGAGAAGCCAUCUGCGACUCUCUGCCUUAGAAAGCAGAAAGGGAGUCUGCUGGCCAGUGAUCACAGCGUGAAGCUCAGCAUUGCAGCUGCUGCAGGCUCCCCCAUUGCGCUGGACAUCUACAUUGCUGCAACCUACCUGCAGCAUCUCAGGGGUUUGCUACCUGGAGCCAAGAUCCUCUUUCAGAACUUGGAACGCAAAAUCUCAAGAUUCCAUAACGUUUACUGCGCAUACGUUGCUUCCAGCUGUGUGACCAUCCUGUCUCUCCCAGCUUCUCACCAACUUUUUACUUCCAGUUGUGCAGGAAGAGCCUCAUCCCCUUCUCUGGUGUUUAUAUCCAACUUGCAACAUCAGCUACAAGCCCUGCCCCAGGCACGGAUUUUAUGCCACGUGUCCUGUGUGUUGACCCUCUCCCUGCAGUGGGUUUGCUCUCUCUGCAGCAGCAUCUUCAAAGAGGGGAGGUGCACCCGACACAGUCCACCAUGUCCAUCACACAGUGGAGUGAGACAAGCCAGUGCACGGGUGCUGGUGGAGGAUGGAACAGGUGAAGCUUUGGUGCUGUGCAGGAACCAGCACGUGGCAGCAAUGCUGGGCCUGAGCCUUCUCGAAUGGGAAGCUGUGCAAAGCUGUGUGCAGAGCAGAGGCAGCCUGUUCAUUCAGUAUGGGGAAGCUACUGGGACCGGGUGUGUGGAGGAACUUGAGGAUCCCAUUGCUUGCUAUCUAAGGAACCUCUGCAGGAGUUCUCUCAUCUGUCGCCCAAUUCUGCUGGAUUUCAGCCUAGACAGGAAGCCCUCCAAAGUCCUGCAGCCUGCUCCAGUGCAAGUGAGAAAUUUUCGGUGUGGUGAAGUGGAGUUUGUGUCACAAGUGAGACCUCGACAGAGCCUGUUGUGCCUGAACGUGGAAGAAGUGGGACAAAAAGCCUUAUGCUGUCUGAACAGAGAGAGGAUUGAGAGGAUAUCUGGUCACUGCCAAGUGGGAACCACUACUUAACAUCUUUCCCAGGGGGAAAUGAAGUAUGGAAACGCCUACUGGAAUUGGGAGGGCUUUUUUUCCCCCCUCUUUCUUCCUUUCCAGUGAGAGCACAGGCCUGUGAGCACAGCAUGAAGACAGUAACCAAGAAGCUGCCAUGACUAAUGGAAUUCUUUAACUGGACCGUUGCCACCAGCCACUGUGAGCUGUGCUUCAGGGAAGAAACGUUCGUUGUCUCCUACAUGGUAGCCAUUGCUCUGGGCCUAGGGCAUAUAAUGUGUGUUUUUUAUGCAGUAGUAUCUAGUAAAUAAGGCUAUCACAUUGCAGUUUAAAUAACAAUAUCUAUUUUAAUACCGUUUUACUUGCUAUAUGGGGAACUGAGUCAGAAUGUAGAUUCUUAAUUUAUGAGCCAGAGACCGGCAUUUUGCAGUUCAUUCACUCUCUUCAUGGGAAAGUGUGUAGUUUCCUUAGGGGAAAUUCUCCUUAACCUGUUUGAAAUGAUUACAAUGUUUUUAAAGCAUUUCCUUCCUCGAAGAAGAGAAGAAAAAUAAACAAGUUACUGUUUAGAGACUAAA